ACACAUACAGUCUAAGGUUGUGACAGGAAAUAACACGUUGCUUCAGAUGCAUGUGAAACUUGUGCUGCUGCUCGACAGGUUCGUAUCUUGACAGGAGAUCCGCUACGCGUCUGUCCAAGCGUCAAGUCGGACAGGAGUCAAGGUGUCACAUCCGGUGGGUUUUCACAGAAAUAACAGCAACGAGACGAGUGGGUUGAUUGGAAGCUGCAGAGACAAGCUGCAGCUGUGAGUGAGCUCUCUCGGCCACCGUACCCCUCCACCUGUUACUCGCGUUUACUCUGAAGAGGCCACUUCCGGCCGGUGCCUGCGUGCCUGCGUGCCUCUUGACGCCUCCUCAGCCGCAGGAGCAGCGCUUCCAUAAUGCGGCCGUGAGGUGCACGGAGAAGGAGGAGGAGGCGGCGGAGGAGGAGGAGGAGGAGGACAGCGGCGUGUGCACCGAGCCCGUGUCCGCCCACCAGGCACCGGAGAGCGGAUCCAGGCACCAUGUCGAACCGAAAGCACCGGGACAACCAGGAGAUCUGCGCCCGCAAGGUCCGGGAGCUGGCCCAGUCCGGAGUGAACAAGCACUGCUUCGAGUGCCUGCAGCCCGGGGUGACGUACACCGACAUCACGGUGGGAAGCUUCGUGUGCACGACAUGCUCCGGAAUGCUGAGAGGCCUCAACCCUCCCCACAGAGUCAAGUCCAUCUCCAUGACGACCUUCUCCCAACAGGAAGUGGAAUUCCUGCAAAACCAUGGCAACGAGAUCGGGAGGAGGACCUGGCUGUGUGUGUUUGACCCAAAGACGGACAGCUGCUCCGACAUGAAGGACUCUCAGAAGUUUAAAGAGUUCCUGCAGGACAAAUAUGAGAAGAAGAAAUGGCAUUUUUCCAAGAGUAAGAACCGGAGGGACGUAGAGGGUCCGUGGAGCCCAGGGGUCCAGGCCAUGCCGCCCCCCCACGGUCCCCUAGCGAGCCAGGCACCCGCUCACAACCUGCCCCCCAACGCCAGGUCGGCUCGGCCCCUGUCCCAGGCCCAGCUGCCGCCGUGGGAUCGAGUGCCCGCCAUCUCCCCCGCCGACAUGCGGAUGGACGUGUUCACCGCUCGGCCCUCGCGCUCCCAGAGCUUCAGAGACCCCACUCUGAAAGACCCCACCCUGUGUGGGAUCGAGAGGCAGCGGCCGGGCUCCCUGUCCUCGGCGCUGGGGGCUCAGGGACACGCCCCCUCCUUCCCCGCCCUCCCACGACCAUCAGCCAGUAGCUCUUUCAAAAACCACUUCACUUUAGGUCGCACGGUCUCGGCCUCGGGCGCCACGGGGCCGUUCAGGGUCUUCCCCAAGUCCCUCAGCGUGGACUUCGGGGGUCUGAGUCACGCUCAGCCACAGGGUCUGCCCCAGUCGCUCUCCCAACCCCAGCAGCAUCCACCCGGUGGCAGCCAGACGACUCCACCGGUCGGCCGCUCCGGCCAGGACCGGUACGCUGCCGUGUCCCAGCUAGACAUCGUCUUCGCCGACCCACUCCCGACCACAGCGCCGCCUGCUGGCCCUCCGCAGUACAACGCCAUCUUCGGGAGCAGGCUCUCGUCCAGCUCCACUCCUGCCAGUUCCCCCGGUGUCGAUGCAGUGUCCGGCUCCCAGACCUUUGCAAAUUUCCCUAACCCAUUCAGCUCCGGCUCCGGCUCUUCCUCCCAGCAGCCUGUUGCCCUCUCCCCCAGUAACCCCUUCAGCAACGCCUCAGGAGGUGACUCCAGCCCGUUUGUCACCUCGCCCACCAACGUGUUCCCUCCGUCCGCCUCCUUCCCAACGCCCACCACCCAGAAUGCAUUUCCUCACGAGGCACCCAGCAGCCAGGAAGCCAACGGUUUUGCCUCCUUCCCUGCGUCCGACUCUCAGCCCAAAGUCGCCCGGCCGAUGUCGGUGAACCCGUUUACUGGGAACGUUUAUCCAAGUCGAGGGACGUCGCGGAACCCUUUCAUCUGAUCCCCCCCACCAGCACCCCCCCACUGCCUCCUCUUACCUCACCCCCGCCCCACCCAUCCCACCUCCGGGAGCCGAGGGAGAAGUGAACUUGAGGAGUCGCUGCCAUUUCAAAGCCUCUGGAGUAUUUUGAUCCUCGGGGAGGAUUCCUCCUCGCCGCCCUCUCUCUCCGUCUGUGUUUACGUGUUUGUAGAGGACAAAAAAAAACAAAAACAAUGUGUGAAUGUAAUUAAGAAAUCCUUGUGUGUGUGUGUACGAAAGUGUUGGCUUGCUGUGUUUGUACAAGACAAGUGUCCGAAGGUGUUUGUGUGUGUGCCAGUGUAGACGCCACCUCAGGGCUCUGUGGGAGUCACGGGGAAACCACGCCUCUAUGAUUUUUGCAGAAAAAAACACACACAUGCAUACAUAUACAGUAUAUAUAUUAUACACAUAUUGCUGCUGCUGCUACUUUGCUUUCAUCUCCUGCUAAAAAAAAAGUGCAAAAAGAACUCCUCCAGCCCGGACCGGUGAACUUCUGCUUUGAGGAAUCUCCGAGUUCUCCGAAAGGAAAAGCAAGUUGAGAAUGGGACCCUGCAUCACGAGUCCUCUCCAGAUGGUCCUAACAGCCUUAACAGCCUCCUGAUGCAUGUGAGCUAGCGUCCACGAGCCUUUCUCCGUGGAAGGAUGCGUGGAUCACGUCUGCAUAGGCCACCGAUCUUUUUACUUAUUUUCUUUGGUCCAUCGAAGGAGAAUUUGUGUUUUCCACUCUCAGGCUGCAUGCGCUUCGAGGGCUAACAAGGAGAUGCUACUGAAUGUAAAAGCAAUUUCAGAAUAACCUACAUUAAUGUGCACGUUAACGUCAUCGCUUCAUUGACCGGACCAAAAUGUUCAGUUUGCUGUUUUGGGUUUUUUAAUUGUUUUUCUUCGGUUGACAUGGAAGUUUAUUUCCCUCAUUUUGCCAAGAAAGAAAAGAAAAGGAGAUUCAUGUCACAACGUCUUUGUAAUGACAAGUAUCCAUGUUCAUAAAAUUACGUCUGUUGCUUCUUAAGAA
Molecule: messenger RNA, 2983 nt
Organism: Limanda limanda (common dab)
Lineage: Eukaryota; Metazoa; Chordata; Actinopteri; Pleuronectiformes; Pleuronectidae
Gene: agfg2
Product: ArfGAP with FG repeats 2
Exons: 15
Coding region: 484-1956 (490 amino acids)
Molecular function (GO): GTPase activator activity
Source: RefSeq, a predicted model, not a curated record